Thalassophryne amazonica is the source of this 2448-nucleotide messenger RNA. RefSeq names its product ras-related protein Rap-2a. Gene Ontology annotation, cellular component: plasma membrane. The transcript has 2 exons. NCBI's taxonomy places the organism in Eukaryota, Metazoa, Chordata, Actinopteri, Batrachoidiformes, Batrachoididae. The coding region runs from base 529 to 1080 and encodes 183 amino acids. Gene Ontology annotation, molecular function: GTP binding; GTPase activity; GDP binding. The record is from RefSeq and is a predicted model, not a curated record. Gene Ontology annotation, biological process: Rap protein signal transduction; negative regulation of cell migration.
GGUCACGGGUACGGGAGCCGAGCGGGGACUCGCUGCAGCGGCCGCGGGGUCUCCACCCGAGAGUAUGGCGGCCUGGGUAGCACGGGAGAGCGAGGAGGAAGCGAAGACACGCCAGAAACGGUGAAAAGGAAAACAAAAGAGACAACGCGUGAGCUUUAUUAAGAAGUGCUAUUUUUAUUUUACUUACUGUUGGCGGCUUCGUUUGUACCCUCAAGCUUAUUUUGUCGUCCUAAAAAGAUGUACGCGCCGAGCAGAUGAAAACUGCGCGGUGCGAUAUAUUUUUCGUCUUGUGUCUCGCCGCAACAAAAUAAUACCAAAAAAAGUGGACUUUCCACAAUGAAAUCCAUCUCGGAGCAGCUAGUCUUUGUGUUGUGCUGUAGCUGAGGAGCUCCCGACUCAACGCUCAAAAAUGGGACACAAGUGGUGAACGAGAAUCGGAACAUUUCGAGUUCCUACCCCCCCCCCCCCUUUUUUUUUCUUCAAUGACGGCACCUUUCGACGUGAUUUUAAUCCGCUAACCGGGCAGAAAUGCGCGAGUAUAAAGUGGUGGUCCUGGGCAGCGGAGGGGUCGGGAAAUCCGCCCUCACGGUGCAGUUCGUCACCGGGACCUUCAUUGAGAAGUACGACCCUACCAUAGAGGAUUUUUACCGCAAGGAGAUCGAGGUGGACUCCUCGCCUUCGGUUCUGGAGAUCCUGGACACCGCUGGGACUGAACAGUUCGCCUCCAUGCGGGACCUUUACAUCAAGAACGGGCAAGGAUUCAUCCUAGUCUACAGCCUUGUCAACCAGCAGAGCUUCCAGGACAUAAAGCCGAUGAGAGAUCAGAUCAUAAGAGUGAAGAGGUAUGAGAAGGUUCCAGUGAUCUUGGUGGGCAACAAGGUGGACCUGGAAAGCGAGAGGGAGGUAUCAUCCAGUGAGGGCCAAGCCCUGGCUGAGGAUUGGGGCUGCCCUUUCAUGGAGACUUCAGCCAAGAGCAAAACCAUGGUAGACGAACUGUUUGCCGAGAUUGUUCGGCAGAUGGACUACGCAGCCCAGCCGGACAAGGACGACCCCUGCUGCUCCUCUUGCAUUAUACAAUAGCCCCAGGGCCAGGAACAGGCCAGACAAAAGUCCACUCGUGGAAGACAGACAUACACUUAGACACACAGACACAUGCACAUGCCAAUGAAAAGAAAGUUACAUUCGUGGUUGAACAUGUUUGGUUUCUGCUCGGUGCUGCAGUCACAUAAAACAGUGAGAAGUUUGCCACAAGAGAAAUUGAUAAAUGACAAAAAGGAACAUGCCCUCGCCUUAUGCUACUCUCUUUAGUUGUUCGGGUUUUAUUUUCAGUUGUAUAGAAAUAAAUCUAGAGUCUCCAGCAGCAAAAAAAAAAAAAACAGAACAAGACUUUUACUGUUUAGGUUGUUCUGCAGUUACGAUCAAUGAGCGCUUCGAUUUUAUGGUUUUGCACAAAGCAUUCAGAUGCGUUUUAUGAUUCCAUUCCUUGGUUUCGAGGAGCUACUGCACACAAACCCCCAGCCACACAUUCCGAGGACACAGCACUGGUUUUAAACAUUGAUGACUGAUUAAUGUGCACGGUUUCUUCAGCACACCUUGUGUCUGGGUAGUGGGAGGUUUUUCUACUCAUCACAACCAAAGAGGUGAUGUCAAAGCACCACCUCCAUUUUCUUAUAGAUAUACUUUAUUUUUCAGAUGCAGAGUGGAACGGAGGGAAAAUGACAGGAGCCUAAUGUCCUUCUCAAAACAUCGUGCACUCAUCCCAUUGCUAUUUAUAUAACUGUGAAUGGCAGCGUUCAUUCACAUAUCGUGCAGUGUUUUAUUUUUCCAUUCAAUAACAGAUUGCCGAGUCGUGAUGCUUCUGCUUCAUCCUGUCUUUCAGUGUUUCCACGUCUCUGCAGACAGUUUCUCCAAAACAUGGGGGAAAUUUAAAGUGAAGAUGCCAAUAAUUGUCAUACUGUGUUGUUUUGUUUCUUCCUGUGUUACUAUCUGAGUGACAUGGGGUGCUUCAGAGGUCCAACAUCCUGAUUUCAUUCUUUGUGUGGUCGCGGUAUUCAAAGUCAUAGUUAUAAAUGAUGGCAGUGAUAGCAAGAGUAAUUAACGGUAGUGUAAAUAUAUUUUGUAUUGAAAGUGCCAGCUCCUGUAAAGACACUGACUCGACACACAUGGAACUGUCGACUGUAUGCAUGGCUAGUAAACAAAAACAGGACUUCUGUUGUUUGAGGUUAAUGUCGGCUGUGGAACUGUGCAAACCAAACACACACACAUCUGGAUCUGGACACUAUCACAACUGUACCUCUACGUUGCCACGGGAACCAGGAUUUUUCCUGCGCUAACCAUUUUCAUUGUUGAUUUUAUAUUUUUUUAUGUGACCAUUUAGUCUUUCUUCCCUCCCUGAAUGGUGACACUGUUACAUUUGGCACCUAAAUAAUAAAAGUGUGUUCAACACUC